GCUACUUGAGGUCAUCAAUAAUGAAAUAUUUGAAAUGUUGUUUUUCCCUUUUCUUUAAUGUUAUUACUAGAAUAAUAAGAUAUCAUAUGGGGGACCUUUCAAACUCCAUAAAACCGGACCUACAACAUACAAUUAGCAAAGCAUGUUGUACUUGAAUCGAUUAUGCAACUUUCAAUCAGCUUCUAAUCUAACAAUCACAAUAAUACCUGCAGGCCUGGGGCAUAGGAGUACUUCUCUUUAAUCAACAUAACGUAAAGCUAAAGUUAUUCUCUUUUCUUUUCUCUUCAUAUUCUUCUCAAAAACCCCAUUUUCCCUGUUUUCUUGAGACUUUAGACCUUUAAUCUUACCUACCCAGUUCAAUUCCUUAUUUAAAUACCCCAAUUCUGUAGUAAUUUGAUAAACCCAGAUCAUAAAAACUGAGAAUUUCACCUCACAAAACCAUGAAAAACAGGGGAAAAAGAGGGGUAGAACUAGAACCAUAUAUCAACAAUGGUGAUUAUGAAAAUUUUCCAGAAUUUCCAUGCAGAAAACACCCACCUUCAUCUUCUUCAGGUGGGAUUUGUGCUUACUGUCUUAAUGAUCGAUUAUCUCAACUAAUUUGCCCAGAUUGUGGCGAACAAAGAAUUUCUUCUUCUUGUUCUUGCUCUGAUGUGGGAAGAAUCUCAUUAUUGCUUGAAAAUGUACCCAAAAUGGACCCAAGAUCAGCAGAAUCAGGGAAGUUUUGGAAGAUUGGUAAACUAUUCGGGAAAAAAAGAGAAAAACCCAAUCGCAAAACCCUAAACCCUAAUCAAAUCAACGCAGAAACUCGUGAUUUUAAUAGGAUUUCAAGAUCAAGAUCAGUAUGCAGUUUCCGAAGAUUCCAUACAACAGAAGAUAAUAAAAAUGGGGAUUUCCCCAAUUCUUCAUCAGCUGCAAGAGUUUCAAGUGUAAGCACAGGAAAUUUCAUCAUAGAUUCAGCAAAAAGAAGUUGUUUCAGUGAAUCUGAAGCAAGAAUUAGCAACUUUGAAUUUGUGAAUAGUGAUGAUCAAGCUUAUAUUGAUUUGAAACUACAUGAUAUAUCAUCAUCAUCAUCAGAUUACUCAAGAGUUCCUGUACCUGAUCUUGCUGCUAUGAGGAGGAGUGGGUUUGGAUUAUCUACCAAAGAUUUCGAGUUUCGAGGCGAUGUGAAUUUCGAGAUGUUUAACAAUGGCGGAAGAUCUUGUAGGAUUAGUAGUGUUGGUGAUGGAGAUUUAAGGAAGUGCAGAAGAAGUUCUAAGGUCUGGAAAUGGUUUUUUAGGCAUCAGCAGAAUCAUCAGACUGGUUCUGAUAAAUUUGAUUAUCAUGAUUUUAACUUAUAAAUUUGUUUUGUAUUUUGGAAUAUAAUGAGGUUUAAUUGUUACUUCUACUUGAUUACCAUAAACUGUAUUGUUGCAUAAUUGAUCCCAUAUUCAAGUUAGUCCAAUAUUGAUGUUGAGUACUGAAUGCUUUAUCUAGCUGAGUGCUGAGAAUGCAACAUUAUGUCUUUUUAUUGUGCUGGCUCCAAUGUUAUUGUCAAAAAAUCA
Molecule: messenger RNA, 1541 nt
Organism: Amaranthus tricolor (Joseph's coat)
Lineage: Eukaryota; Viridiplantae; Streptophyta; Magnoliopsida; Caryophyllales; Amaranthaceae
Exons: 1
Coding region: 441-1337 (298 amino acids)
Source: RefSeq, a predicted model, not a curated record